GACACCGAAUAAGCUGAAUGUAAACAUGAAUGCAGUAAAUGUAUAUGCAUGAUAGAAUAUAAAUAUAUAUAGUGUAAUCAGAUGAUGUAAACAGGUUGUAUGACAGUAAGUAAAGUAUAUAAAGUGACAGUGACAAAUUCUGGGUGCCAAGGCUAAACAUACAAAUGAAAGAUGUCUCUCAGAAAGUGUAUUUGACAUUAAAUGCCCAUGAUUUUCGAUUAGCUGGUCCUUUAGCGUUAUUUUUGGUUGCCAAGGUGAAUCGUGAACGGACAAAAACGGCAAGGGGCUGCAUGCACUCACUGAAUGGCUGUGCGUCAUCGCAGCAGACCCAAUAGCGAGAUACGCCUCUUGUCGUGCCCAAUAUAUAAAAGCUGCGACUCUCUGAGACUGAACCGUUUUACUCUGGUUGGUAAAAGCAAGUGAAAGUCAUCAAAUGUCCGCUCAUUUCAAAACAAUUCAAUUUCCAUGUUUCCACAUAUAGAGGAAUAAUAAUGGAUUUAAACGUGACGCUCUCAGGGCGCAACUUGGAGAGACUCUUUGGGAAUAACUCUCUGUUUCUGUUUGAAAAAAACAACACUUCCAAGACGGAUGAGGAAGACUUAGAGGUGAACACGGAUGUUUACUCCAGGGUGAUCGUCACCGUCAUGUACGCCUUGCUGUUCUGCGUGGGCUGCCUGGGUAACUCCAUCACUUUGUACACCCUGCUGACCAAGAAGACCCUGCAGAACCUGCAGAGCACUGUGCACUACCACCUGGCCAGCCUCGCCGUGUCCGACCUGCUCAUCCUGGUCCUCUCCAUGCCCAUCGAGCUCUACAACUUCAUCUGGUUCCACCACCCGUGGGUGUUCGGAGACUCGGUGUGCAGAGGUUACUACUUCCUGCGGGACUCCUGCUCGUACGCCACGGCGCUCAACAUCGCCAGCCUGAGCGUGGAGCGCUACAUGGCCAUCUGCCACCCGUUCAAAGCCAAGAGCAUCAUGAGUCGCAGCCGCACCAAGAAGCUCAUCAGCGCCAUGUGGCUCGCGUCCUUCGCGCUGGCCAUGCCGAUGCUCUUCGUCAUGGGCCAGGUGAUGCGUAAAGGAGAGAAGAUCUGCACCGCCAUCGUGUCUCCUGUCACCCUGAAGACCGUGCUGCAGGUAAACGCCUUCCUGUCCUUUGUGAUACCCAUGGUGGCCAUAUCUGCACUGAACGGGGUCAUAGCCAAUCAGCUGCUGCGAAUGUUCCGCGAGGCAGAGCAAGAAAACCGCGUCUGCAUCGUUGGGGGAAAUCCCACCAUGUUGAAUGUCACCGUGGAGCCCAACCGUGCUCAGUCGCUUCGCCAUGGAGUUCUUGUUCUCCGAGCGGUGGUCAUUGCCUUCGUGGUCUGCUGGCUGCCCUAUCACGCUCGCCGCCUCAUGUUUUGCUACAUCUCCGACUGGUCCGACGACUUGUAUGACUUCUACCACUAUUUCUACAUGCUGACCAACGUCCUGUUUUACGUCAGCUCGGCCAUCAAUCCCAUCCUCUACAACCUGGUUUCGGCCACUUACCGCCAGAUCUUCUUCUCCACGGUGCGCUACUUCUGUUUGCCCUGCCGCCAUACACCCAGGAGGCACCCCCACCCGCUAACCCGCCACUCCAUCAGCAUCUCCAGCAACCACACCCUCUCCACCAACAUCAUCAAAGAGACGGCGUACUGAUUGGACUGCAAUGGAAUACACUUUCUCAUACUAUAAACCCAUCCGCAGCCACCUUGUGAUUACUGGUCCGACUUCAUCAAGGAAAUUAUGGAACUGGUUUGGAGACUGUUGACACAGGCUGAUCCAGUACUGGGAUCACCAUCAUUUUAUCGUGUGGGGUCAAGUGCCCACUCUGAGACCACUGUGAUUUCAUUUCAGAUGCACAUUUUAUGAUGUGUUAUUGUGUGUUGUGUAUUUAUUCAUUUAACAUGAGUUUGGGAAAUCAAAAAAAUAUGACAAUGGAAGAAUGAAAAAAAAAGGAACAAUGGACAUAAACGAGCAUCUUUUAAAAUGGAAACUGAUAUGUAAAUGUUUUAUACAGUAUAUACAUGUUUUUAUUGGACCAAUCAUUCACACUUGCUUGUGCAGUGUACGUGACUCCAUGCCUCUACUGUUUCAGUGUUUCAGAAUCAACUUAUAAACCUCUUGGAAGUACUUUCUCUAAAAAAGAAAAGGCCUCCGGCAUUACUUUCACCACUACAAAAGAUCUGACGUAACCCUCCUUUGAGCGACUUAGGGUGAGCAAACCUAGCUUUGAUGUAAAAGAAGAAAAAAAAACCUGCAAAGAGUUGGUAUUUCUCUUUCUCGAAUCCAUGUUGCAUUGACAGCUGUAGGAAGAAUCUUGCAUCAUUACCAUGUACUUCUCUUGACUUUGUCACGAGCAGCUUUUCAGCAAAACUUUGUUGAACAGAGGGUGAGUUCAUAUAAUAGCGGGUUCUUACACUCUGCAAUUUGUAAAUAGUGCAGACAAAAAUUAUGAUUAUUUCUGGUCAAUAGUUUUCUGCAUUCAUUAAGCGUGUAGACAGCGGAGAAGUGUCUGUAAUUGAUUUUUUGAAGUAUUUGUACAUUAGUGACCAUGUAGAACAAAUGUGAUCUAUAGACACAAGCAUGCUUACAGAGAAAGGAGCACUUCAACCGACACAGCGCGCCCACACUAAUGUUCCCCCACCAGCUGCUGCUGCUGGAGCAAUCAGAGGCAGGGAGACAUCUGGGGACUCUAACGUCUUCUCUAGGAGCAACGCCAAGAUGUUUAACAAGCUGGACUCUCCUUCAGUGAAGGCACACAACAAGUGCUACAGAGGGUUAGAGAAAUGCCAUUGCAAUCAUUUAUCCAUGAUUAAUCAACAGCAUUUUGAAAGGCCAAGAGAACGGAGCUUGUGCGAUCGGCCACUCUUCUUCUAAAUGAUGUUGGGUAGCAUAAGAUCUAUAUAGUAGUCUCAUUCCAGAAUAAAAUUGUAAUCAGAAGGGUUAUUAUUAGCACAGUGUGCCAGCCCAGUAUAGGCCGAGGAAUUAUGUUGAUACUGGCCGAUUCCGCGCCUCCUGAUUUAUAUCCAGUGGCAAUGUUCAGUGCCAAUACAAGAAGUAUUGUGCCCAUGAGUGGCAUGGCAGAAAGUUAGGGUGUCGAGGAGGUGCUCACAGAGCGGCAGUUAUUGUUUUAGUUUAAUUAUCAACUGCAACCAUGAUCUUGCCCUAACCUUAAUCAAUUGCCUAACCCUAACCAAAAGUUUAUUUGCCAUAACCAUAAACUUUCCCCAACCUUAUAGCAAUACCCUAACCAUAACCAAGCGUUUUAGUUGACCAAAGGCUGGAGUAUGCUUGAAACAAAUUAGUUUGUACUUGUGUAUGAAAACAAAAAAAAGCAAUUUCAAAGAGAAGCAGACAGAAGGGUCUACACUAUGUGUUUGGAGGAUAUAUCAGGAUGUCAAACUGAUUCAGCUGUGAAAACAGGUUCAAAAGAUAAAGAUAGAAUUGUAAAGUGAACAGAGAUGUGUAGGGGGGAUGGGGUUUCAGAAUCAUACUUUCGCCUUAACAUUAACCAAACCUCAACCAGAGUUUAUUUGCCAUAACCUCUGGAUUCUGAAAACACUAGCAAUGGACAUAAAAACAUUGUCAACGAAUGUAAUCAGGUGUUUUGCAGAAAUGUCCGAUAUCGACAUUCUUGUCUGGCGAUGGUUAAACUACACACAGAAAAUGCCACUGAGAAUAGAUAAGCUAACAUAAUUCUUGUCAAGUAAAUUCCUCCUUUCCUGUUAGGCUAAAUCAAAAAUUAAUUAUGGACCAUGAGUGAGAGGGGUCAUCAUAAUCCUAUUAGUUGAAAUCGGCCACGUUUUCCUCUUUAGAAAUCAAUGGACUACCAGUGGCUUGUUGAGUUGUCAGUAUUGUACAGUGUGAAGGUAAUGCUUUCUCCAUGCGUGCAUUUAUAUAUUCCUCAUAGAGUUCAUGUAACUUACAAUUUAUGGUAUUUGUGAAUGUGUUUCUGAACAAAUCACACAUAUAAACAAAUAGGAGCAUUGAAUCAGCAGCACUUGACCAUUUACUCACAAGAGGUUAUUUUCAUCAGGUGGCGAGAGAACCCAGCCUGUUGCUUACUUUAUAAGAGAAGCCUCUACACACGGAUUUCAGUUUACUACAAAUGGAAAUCAAUGGAUUUCAUUAAGGCUGUAGUAAUAUCACUUUAGUCCUACUUUUUGUGUUUGCCAGGUUCAAAACCAACUGAGAUGAUUGAGAGAUUCCCAAGAAAGAGUAAAGUCAAUUUAAACAUCUUUGUCAUUAUAAAAGUCUACAGCCAUGCUAGCAGCUCUGUGAGGAUGUACUUGGACACAGAGGCGCUUUGUGCUCUGAAUGCUAACAUGCUAUGUUGACGGUGACUUUGUUGAUGCAUUGACCCUGAUCAGACGGACCAUGUCUGAGCGUUUUGUAAUUGUUUUCAGUGAGAUUGAAGCAUUUUGCACGCUGCUUUUGCAUUGCUGAAGUGCCCUGAACGCCUCAGGUUGAAAAAAAAUUCCACUCAGCGGAAAAGCGCCUGUUUUUCUCAUUGUGGAGACUUUCGCUGGAUACCCGGAGCUAUAUGACCAACCAUAGUUACCAUGAUCUGAAUACUAAACAGCAGGCCUGGAAGCAAAUUAGAGCUUAACUUUAGAUUUUGGUUAAGUUGUUUUCAUUAAUUUAAACCAUACUAUUAAAACUGCAGUCGGUCCCUUUGAGCAUAUAUGAUAAAAAGUUAUUUUUAUAAAACACUAUAUCUACUAUAUACUGACAGUAUUGCAUGAGACAGAUAUCUGUGAAAAAAAUGCAUGUUGCUCUGUCUCUGCCUCAGGCUCUUAAUGG
Molecule: messenger RNA, 4826 nt
Organism: Sebastes umbrosus (honeycomb rockfish)
Lineage: Eukaryota; Metazoa; Chordata; Actinopteri; Perciformes; Sebastidae
Gene: ntsr1
Product: neurotensin receptor 1 (high affinity)
Exons: 4
Coding region: 492-1679 (395 amino acids)
Biological process (GO): neuropeptide signaling pathway
Cellular component (GO): plasma membrane
Molecular function (GO): G protein-coupled neurotensin receptor activity
Source: RefSeq, a predicted model, not a curated record